AUGCACGCCAAACUGUCAAACUGCCUUCUGGCGGCCUCUGCUAUCCUGCCCAGCGUCUCUGCCCAGGGUUGUCCCUUUGCCAAACGAGACGGCUCAGUGAGCAGCGAGCUUCCCAAGAGGGACACAGCCGCGACCUUUGGUCGAUGUCCCACCAUCAGCAACGAGGCUGGCGGCGGCACUCGCAGCCGCGACUGGUGGCCAUGCCAGCUUAGACUCGACGUUCUCCGUCAAUUCCAGCCCUCGACCAACCCGUACGGAGGCGACUUCGACUAUGUCAAGGCCUUCAGCUCUCUCGACUACGAUGCCCUCAAGGCGGACUUGCGCGCUCUCCUCACCGAAUCUCAGGAUUGGUGGCCCGCCGACUUUGGCCACUAUGGAGGCCUGUUCAUCCGUCUUUGCUGGCAUAGCGCCGGCACGUACCGCGCCAUUGACGGCCGCGGUGGCGGUGGCAUGGGUCAACAACGGUUCGCUCCACUCAACAGCUGGCCGGACAAUCAGAACCUUGACAAGGCUCGUCGCCUCCUAUGGCCAAUCAAGCAGAAGUAUGGCAACAAGAUCUCGUGGGCGGACCUAAUCCUCCUGGCUGGAAACACUGCCCUCGAUGAUAUGGGCUUCAAGACUCUUGGCUUCGCCGCAGGCCGCCCCGACACGUGGCAGGCCGACGAAUCCAUCUACUGGGGCGGCGAGACGACCUUCGUGCCCAAGGGAAACGACGUCCGCUAUAAUGGCAGCACCGACAUCUUCGAGCGCGCUGACAAGCUGGAGAAGCCUCUGGCCUCUACAAACAUGGGCCUCAUCUAUGUCAACCCGGAAGGCCCUGACGGUAGUUCCAACCCCGCCGCCUCGGCGAACGACAUCCGCACUGCAUUCCAUCGCAUGGGAAUGAACGAUUCAGAGACUGUCGCUCUCAUCGCCGGUGGACACGCCUUUGGCAAGACCCACGGUGCCGUUUCUGCUGACAACAUCGGACCUGAGCCUGAGGCUGCUAGUAUCGGCGAGAUGGGCCUAGGAUGGCACAACAGCGUUGGCGACGGCAAUGGCGUCAACCAGAUGACCAGUGGUCUGGAAGUGAUCUGGACCAAGACCCCUACCAAAUGGAGCAACGACUACUUGGAGUCGCUUCUGCACAACAAAUGGACCCUAGUCACCAGCCCUGCAGGUCAUCACCAAUGGGAGGCUGUCAACGGCACCCUCGACUACCCCGACCCCUUUGAUGCCACCAAGUUCCGCAAGGCGACUAUGCUCACUAGCGACUUGGCCCUCAUCAACGAUCCUUCCUAUCUCAACAUCACCACUCGAUGGGUGGACCACCCCGAUGAGCUCGCUGAUGCGUUCGCCAAGGCUUGGUUCAAGCUCCUCCACCGUGACAUGGGCCCUCGGGCUCGCUACCUCGGCCCCGAAGUCCCCCAGGAGACCUUCAUCUGGCAGGACCCUCUUCCCGCCAGGGAGGGUGACCUGAUGGAUGAUGCCGAUGUCGCCACUCUGAAGUCCACCAUCCUUGCGGUCCCCGGCUUGGACGUCUCCAAGCUCGCCUCCGUCGCCUGGGCCUCUGCCUCGACCUUCCGUGGCUCCGACAAGCGCGGUGGAGCCAACGGCGCCCGCAUUGCCCUUGAGCCCCAGGUCAACUGGGUUGCCAACAACCCCACGCAGCUCUCCGCGGUCCUCGACGCCCUGAAGAAAGUUCAGGCCGACUUUAACACCGGCUCCAAGAAGGUUUCCCUCGCCGACCUGAUCGUUCUCGGUGGUACAGCCGCCGUCGAGAAGGCUGCCGCGGACGCUGGCGUCAAAGUCACCGUUCCGUUUGCCCCCGGCCGCGUCGAUGCUACCCAGGAUCAAACCGACAUCGAAUCCUUCGGCUACCUUGAGCCCCAGGCCGAUGGCUUCCGCAACUACGGCCGCGGCACCGCUCGCGCCCGCACCGAGGAGUUCCUCGUCGACAAGGCCGCCCAGCUGACCCUCAGCCCCCCUGAGAUGACUGUCCUUGUCGGCGGCCUCCGCGCCCUCGGCGCCGUCUUCGAUGGCUCCAACACCGGCGUGCUCACCGAAAAGAAGGGCCAGCUGACCAACGACUACUUCAAGAACCUCCUCGACAUCUCCACCGUCUGGUCCCAGAGCGACACCGACGGGGAGACGUGGAAGGGAGUCGACCGCAAGACCAAGACCGAAAAGUGGACCGCCACCCGCGCCGACCUCGUCUUCGGUUCCCACGCCGAGCUCCGUGCCAUCUCCGAGGUCUACGCCAGCUCUGACGCCAACGAGAAGUUUGUCAACGACUUCGUCGCGGCCUGGACCAAGGUCAUGAACCUUGACCGCUUCGACCUGCAGAAAUAA
Messenger RNA from Colletotrichum graminicola M1.001, 2331 nucleotides. Its product is annotated as catalase/peroxidase HPI. NCBI's taxonomy places the organism in Eukaryota, Fungi, Ascomycota, Sordariomycetes, Glomerellales, Glomerellaceae. Bases 1 to 2331 code for a protein of 776 amino acids. Gene Ontology annotation, molecular function: catalase activity; heme binding. The transcript has 6 exons. Gene Ontology annotation, biological process: hydrogen peroxide catabolic process; cellular response to hydrogen peroxide. The record is from RefSeq and is a predicted model, not a curated record. Gene Ontology annotation, cellular component: cytosol.